Anopheles stephensi (Asian malaria mosquito) is the source of this 3891-nucleotide messenger RNA. RefSeq lists its product as uncharacterized. The transcript is spliced from 6 exons. NCBI's taxonomy places the organism in Eukaryota, Metazoa, Arthropoda, Insecta, Diptera, Culicidae. The coding region runs from base 2036 to 3136 and encodes 366 amino acids. The record is from RefSeq and is a predicted model, not a curated record.
UGUACCGUUUAGUCGUCCUGUGACAGUCGUGACAAGUGGAUGUUGCUAGUAAAAAUCUUUCGACGCUCGGGUGCUAUUUGCGCGACUGCCGCGGUGUAGGUUGUGCUUGUGGACAUUAGAAUUUUUGGAGAAGUCCUGGACGUUGUGCUACAAUGAAACUAAGUUUUGUGUAGUUUUGUGAAAGUGUUGGAAUUUUGGAUCAUCUCGUCAAUUCCUAAAGAAGCAGCUUCGAAAAACCAAGGCUACUACCGAUUACACCCGAUCGGAAAAAAUCACCCCCCUUAAGGCAGCUGCCAGUAACGAACCAAAGCGUUCCGGUGCUCGUGUAGCCUAGCUAGGAGACCCACCAUUGGAAGGAGAUCGCUGCCGGCUUGUGGUUAGUGGAAGAACGAGGAACAGCAAAAAAAAAAAACACUGCCCAAAAAGUGUGGAGUGCUCCAAAAUCAGGCAACGAAGCCCACUGAUGCAGAAGGACCGAACGAUGCUGGCUGGCUGCCCGAUGACAAUGGGAAGGACAUGCAAUUUGCCAACUCCGAGGGACUCCAAAAGGGACUCAAAAUGAAGAGCCAACCGAGAUGUGGGAAGUCAUUGUGAAGUCGAAUGCACUUACCGACGAGGCCGAAAAAAAAAAUUAUUUCUACCAAUCAACCCAGGUGUACGGUAAAUAAAUCCACGUAUCAGCGACGGAUUUCGGUAUAAAUUUGUGCCCCCCACCGACGGUCGAUAGUAUCGCACAAGUCAUAAGCAAAACCGAACGUUUGAUAACCAAAAAGUGAAGUGCACACAGGAAGAUAAAACAAACUCUACACACGCGCAUAGAAUUUUUCAUCGAGUGAAUAGGGUGGAUUGCUUUACAGCAGAUUUGCAGCGAGUCUGCAAUUUUUGUGUGACCUCGCGAUCUAAAGUGUCGGUGAAAAAAAAAAAACAGGAGAAAACUCCAGGAAUGUGUGUGGUUUAGAGGCGCGCAAUCGAAGGUGGUGGUAGUGGUGCAAACAAGUAUAAAUCUUUAAAAAAGCCACCAGAGCACACCGAGGAACGAAUAAAUUACUCCGGGUGGGGCCGGCAACCAGGUUGUGUAGUUGUUGCGGUUGUGAGCUCUCUCGGGGAGGGCUUUUUCCUUUUUUUUGCUUCUACCCGUUCCGUCGGUUCGCAUGAUAGAGAGCAAUAAAUUAAUAGGAGAUAAAAACGAGUGUAUCCUGCAGUAGAAGAGUACUCAGUGAGAAGCGGACAGUGGAAAAAACACAACGAAGUAUAAAAAUAGGAUCACAAUGUGGCGGCAGUGAGGGUCUGUUUCGCGUGAAACAGAUUUUCGCGAGCAUCGGUCAGCCGAUGAGUAGUAGUGCAUGCUCGAGUGCUAGGGCAAACGAGUGAAGGACACACAAAGAAACGCAAACACAAAUAAUCACAGCACAAAACAGUUGAUCCACUCUUUCGCGCGGUCCUUGCGGAGUUUUACACGCGGUGAGCGAAAAAUAAAUUUAAACAAGAUCGCAAAACCCUGCCGACCUGGUCCUGGCAAUUCUUGAACAAAAGGCCCAUGGUAGAAGUGGCCCACUGGGUGGGAAAUUGUUGGAGGUCUGAAUAAAAUGUAUUGCUAUAGAAAGGGCUAGUAAAAAUGGAUCUCCUGCUGCAGGACUAAAGUGGUACUGGUGAGAGAAGCGAGAAAAAAAAUCACGACAGACGGAUUUGAAACUACGGACUACCAGUCAAUAGGUGGAUCGGUUAAACUGUGUGUGUGUGUGUGGGGUGAACUCUGGGGCACACUUGGUUCGCGGUCGGAUUGGAUAUUGCACCCCAGUGUGUGUGUGUGUGCCUUUCGCUUCGAAUCCGCCUUCCGUAUUGAACGCGACACAAACGAGAAACUCCUGAAGCCAGAGCCUGUCCGGAAUUGUGAAAUUGAAAGCGAAAACCAGGGACUGGGACAGAAAUAAAAAGACAUCCUCCACAAAAGGCCGGUGGAGAAACAAUAGUGCCCUUACGGUGGGGCACACACGAUCGUCGCGCGCGCACAACGAACGCCACCGCUUGUCCGGACAUGCAGGAAGUGGAAUAUUUUAACGACACAACCACCAGCAACACGGAGCGGAUGGAUCGUAAGCAUCCUCGCAAGUGCAGUUACGACCUGCUGGACGGUUCGGACGUACUGCCACCAGCAAGGCAAACUCCACCGUCGCACCGGCGGACCACCGGCGGUGGUACGGCGUAUAACAAAUGCGAUGAAAAUGUAAAUUACACCGCGGAUCCGCUGCUGCUCACUUCGUCCGACGAGGAUAGCAGCGGGUCGCCGACGGGCGAGAUGAAUAAUUGCAUCAAGUUCAUGGAGAAACCGGCACUGAUCAAACGGUUUGCCCUCGGGUUUCUGCGCAGCACCGAGGAAAGUUUGCCGCUGAUGUGCCAUAAAUCAUCGCCCACCUCGCCGCAGAAGAAGCUUAACGACAUCCUGUCCGAGGACAUCUACACGCUGGACCAGAUCGUGUCGAGCAAGUUCGGCGACUCGUGCAAGCAAUCGUUCGCCGGCUCGACCCGUUUGCUGCCGGGCGGUAAUGGCGCGACGACGGCGACCAUCGCCUCGACGACAACCGUGGCCGACGGGGUGGAGUACGAGUUUAAGCGGAACCUGAUCCGACAGACAAACAGUGCCAGCUCGAGCCCGAAACGCUUCCCAACGCUAACGCCACCCAAGCAUGCGGACAGUCUGAACAGCGUUAGCCUCGGUGAGGACAGCGAAGAACUGAACCGGGCGUCCUGGUUUCAGGCCGGAUUGCCGCGCGAACUGUCGCUCGAGGUACUGACGCAGCAGAGUCCGGGUGCGUUCUUGGUGCGGCGAAGCACCACCAAGCACGGAUGCUUCGCGCUAUCGUUACGCGUUCCACCGGGGCCAGGUCCGAAGGUGGUGCACUAUUUAAUUAUGAAAACCGAGCGUGGAUAUAAAAUUAAGGGCUUCACGAAGGAAUUUUCCUCACUGCGCGCACUGAUAACGCACCACUCGGUAAUGCCGGAGAUGCUUCCGGUUCCGCUGUCACUGCCACGACCGCAAAACAUCCCGACCAAGUGCAAACACACGGACGACUACGAUACCUACAGUGCGCUGAACGAGUUCGCCAAGCUGUUCUCCGACCUAGACAUCUGCUCGUAGUAAUGCUCGGUCCCACCCGUCUGCGUCCGAGGUGUGUUUUCGGUGCAACAUUUUGAUAACAUUGGCGUUAUUCCCUGGGGAAACGGAGGAUAACCACCCGCGGUUGCCUGCCGGUGACACCAGAUGGAAGGCAGUUAGCUGCUGCGGCUGUGCAAAAGUCAGCUUUCUGAUGAGUUUGUAAAUAGCGUGUCAAAUAGCAGCGUGUAAAUAGUGCCUGCGUGGAGGAGAGUUUGGGUGUGUGUGUGUGGGAGAUGCCUGCAGGAAAGUUUUCGGUGCGGAAGUUCCCAACAUGUGUUUGCCGGUAAGGCUUUACGCCCGCCCUACGUACCCUAAACCGGCAAUAGAAAUAACAAUCAAAAUGUAGUGACGCGUCAAGACCAGUACCCAGGUACUUGAUACGAGGCACGGUAAAGAGUGAUCCUUCUUCGGGUGGCAGUAGUCCUGUUUUUGAUAUUGUGAUACAGACAACCGAACGUUACCACCCAUUGUCUUGGCACGCCAUCUGGACAAGGUGGGCGCAGAGCAGGCAGCGCGUCGCGACAGGAAGCGUAACAAUCGUUAGAUUGAGCAUUGAUUUAAGAAUUGAACGUCCGUUUCAAGGGCGGACGGUGAGUACUGGAACAUGUGCCCUAGCAUUAUACUGCGUACGCGUACCCUAAGAUAUACAAACUAGGCUGGAUAAGUAUAUGUAUGUGUUCGUACAUUGGCGUAUUGACGGAAAUAAAUGACUUGUAAAGUUAAGCAUAGCGAAAGAA